Molecule: messenger RNA, 367 nt
Organism: Staurois parvus
Lineage: Eukaryota; Metazoa; Chordata; Amphibia; Anura; Ranidae
Source: the annotation of a GenBank genome assembly
CACCGAUGCUCUGUGUCCCUCGGACACGGGAUCACGGAAAGAGCCAAAGAUGUCAGCUUGGUCAUGUGAUCAGCUGUGUCUAAUCACAGCUGAUCACAUGGCACUGAUGAUCAGUGUGCCCUGAUGAUCAAUGUGGCCCCAGAAGUGCCACGUGCCAGUGCCCAUCAGUGCCACGUGCCAGUGCCCAUCAGUGCCACGUGCCAGUGCCUAUCAGUGCCACAUCAAUGCCACAUAUCAGUGCAUUCCAGUGCACAUCAAUGCCGCAUAUCAGUGCCCAUCUGAGCUGCCUUUCAAUGUCACCCAUCAGUGCCAGUCAGUGCCACCUAUCAAUGCCAAUCAGUGUUGCCAAUCAGUGUUGCCUAUCAGU